Messenger RNA from Lachancea meyersii CBS 8951, 1851 nucleotides. Lineage: Eukaryota; Fungi; Ascomycota; Saccharomycetes; Saccharomycetales; Saccharomycetaceae. The record is from the annotation of a GenBank genome assembly.
AUGGGCAGGUUUAUCAAGCACUGGCAGCUGUUUAGGCUGUUUUUAAAAACGAACAAACUUCAGUUGAUCAAAACGUAUAUCUUAGUCCCGGUUGGCGGUACAUUAACUCUAUGUAUACUAUAUGGCGUCGAUAGAUUUAUUAGGAAUGUGAUCAAGGUCACCUUUCCGGCAAGUGUUGCGGUGAUGCUGAUAAACUUUGGGUUUAUGUGCUCCCUGAGCGCCUGGCGCAGACCAUACGCUGAUAUUUACGUCAAGGUUAUUGACAUUCCACUGAGCUGGAGUCUCAGAUGGAUGAACCUCUUUUUCACGCCGGCUUUCGUGGUGCUACCGUUGAGCCCGUGGAUUUCAUGGCAGGAAGCUUUGCUGAUCGUCGCGGUUUUCGUCAUCGGAUAUGUCGUGUCGUUCGUCAUUCUGGCAUAUAUCACCAUUGUCGGCCAGAAGCUGUUUGGAAGUAGGAAAUUCAUCAGCAUAUUUGUGAGACAGGAGGAGAUUGAUAAUGGAAUGGAAGCGGGUUCAAGUUUUACCCCGGCCGCAAGAAUGCACCGAAAAUCAUCGAGCACCGCGAGCAUGAUUAGUCCUACUGAGCCUGGCAUUCCUAAUAAAAGUGAGGUAAGCUAUGAGUCUGAUGCAGGUUUAUCAGAUAUCGCAAGUAACAGCGGGUAUGUGGCUAAAAAGCCCGUCAGAGGCGGAAACCCGCUCAAUUCGCCUGAAAGCGACAUACUCAUGUCGCCAAUUGAUUCAACAGGCGCAAUUGAUUUAGCACAUCGUCGACAGGACGACAGCGAAACGACAGGUCCAACUAAAAGAGGUCACAUACAAACUCCCGAGCCCACUUAUUUCAAUAGGAGCAGCACUAACACAAUUAUUGCAAUGCGCGAGAAUGACCCCGCAGUUUGUAAACGUGCUGUGACAAAGCAGGAGUCGGAAAACCUGUCCCUGGAAUUUGAUAAAGUGUACGCCGUUAACAUGUGGCAGUGUCACUUGCAUCACAUACUCUAUGGUCUUGGGUUUAUUGCCAGCGUAUUCAGCUACUAUUUCAGCUGGUAUGCGAUGCCCUUCCAGUUUUUCACUGCAGUGACAACCUUUAUGUUUGUGGUUGACAAUCCGUUCGUUAAGAACCCAAAAUACAAAAAGUUACUUCAUCCUGUAAUAUGCUCCGUGGCACUGACAUGGAUCGUGUUACUUGUGUCGGUCAUGAUCAAGCACCGAGCCAUCAACUAUUAUCUAAGCGAUUUGAGAAGCUACAAAACUGGUCGGACGUACUUGAAGCUCUUCAACAAUGCCGCAUUCGCGCACCAUGUAUGGCCGGGCGCGGGUGACGUUUUCAGCACCUGCAUGGAUAUUUCGAUUGUUGGGCUGUCACUGCCCAUGUACACCCACCGCUACGACUUGCGACGCCAUUUUCUGAGCAUGAUUCCGCCGAUUCUGUUACUUUGCGCGGGAUCGCUGACGCUGUACCCGUUGAUCUGCUACCACAUAGGCAUUGCCAGCGACAUGUCAAUUGGAUUUAUUGGACGCAGCAUCACUUUGGCGCUGGGAACACCGACCAUUCAAAAUCUGAACGGCUCUGUAACGCUCAUGGCCGUUACAACCGUUGUCAGUGGUAUAAUGGGCGUUUUGACCGGCGGGCUAUUGUUAGACUUGUUGCGAGUCCCUGAAGACGACUACGUGACGCGUGGGCUUACCCUCGGGUGCAAUUGCGGUGCAAUUGCCACCGCGUAUCUUUUGGGAGUUGACAGACGUGCUGCGGCCAUCAGUACGCUCUCAUUCUCGCUAUUUGGGGCCUUCAUGGUCGUCUUGAGUGCUGUGAGCAAGAUCAAGGAUUUUGUGCAAACACUGGUGGGCAACUAG